Amaranthus tricolor (Joseph's coat) is the source of this 1055-nucleotide messenger RNA. RefSeq lists its product as uncharacterized. The coding region runs from base 162 to 722 and encodes 186 amino acids. Gene Ontology annotation, cellular component: plasma membrane. Gene Ontology annotation, biological process: response to desiccation. NCBI's taxonomy places the organism in Eukaryota, Viridiplantae, Streptophyta, Magnoliopsida, Caryophyllales, Amaranthaceae. The record is from RefSeq and is a predicted model, not a curated record. The transcript has a single exon.
UGUUAUUUUAUUUUAGUACUAAAAUCAAUCCGAAACCAUUAUCCCCUACGGCCUACACAAACCCUUAUAGACCCUUAUCCAAAGAUGAAUAGGUUAAUUUCUCCGCCAUAAUUUAUAAUCCACACCCUAAAAUCCUAAUAAAUCCAUUUCAUUUCCCGAAAAUGAGCACAAUCAAAGCCCAAAAAUGGAAUUGGAUAUCCGCCCUAGUAGGCGCAACAACGGCGGCAACUACAGCGGCGCUAAUAGCCGCAAAGCCGAGAGAUCCAGCUUUUGAGUUAAUCUCCAUCGACUUAACCGCCUUCAAGCUCAACUUCCCCGCCUUAGACGCCGAGUUAACCCUCACCGUCCACGUCAACAACCCCAACAUCGUAGCCAUUCAUUACAACUCCACCACCAUGUCAAUCUGCUAUGACGGAUCGCUACUCGGCUCAGCUCGGCUGGAGGCUGGUUCACAGCCGGCGCGCUCUUGUAGACUUCUUCGUCUUCCUGCUCGGCUUAGCGGCUUGGAGCUCUUGGCUAACCAUAAGAACCAGUUUUUGUCAGACGUGGCGAAGAGAGAGAUGGUUAUUGAUGCGGCUGUUGAUAUUAAUGGAGCUGCGAAGGUGUUGUGGUGGGACCAUAAGUUUAGGGUACACGUGGAUAGUCGUGUGUCCGUUGAUCCUGUUUUUCUUGAUGUUAUUGAUCAGGAAAAUAGAGCUGAAAUGGAGCUAUUAGUUUCUUGAAUUAUUUUUUAUUUUUUAAAUUAGUAUUAGACUUUUUGAUGCUCCAAGAUACAAGUAGCAAUAAUUACAUUAAGGUAUUAUUAAAUUUUCCGACCCUUUUUUUUUAAUCGCACCUCUUAUAUAAUGAAUUUUCAAUAUUACUUCUAUAUAUUUACGAACUCAAAAACUCUAACAUCUCUCUAAAAACUCUGUAAAAACACUCUCUAAAUUAAAGAAAGCUACAAUUUAAAAUCGAUUCACAAUUACGAACCUUAAUGAACAUGAAUACGAUUCAGCAAAUAAUUCAACCGAUUCGAAUUUAGAAAUAAUGGUAAACAGCAGUCGCAUGUGACA